GGACGCACGCAAAACUCAGCUGUACGUACACAAAUCUUCUUCCUGUUUACGUUUUCUGAGCGCUUUCAGUCCGAGAAGAGACCGCAGACAUCGCGAAUCGUACCUGGAAACAGGCUCCGCGUUAGUUUUUCACAUCCACAGCGACGUCCGUGCGCCUGCAGCCGAUCCUGUCUGUUAGACAGGCCGUUUCAAUGCAUUUCAGAGAAGCUUUACCGCCGCGCAGAUGGACGCCGUUGAUCUGUUUUCAAGCUGCAGAAAGGGCGACAUUGCCAGAGUGAGAUACCUGGUUGAACAGAGAGAUGUAGAGCUGAACAUCAGAGAUAAGUGGGACAGCACACCUCUGUAUUACGCAUGUCUCUGUGGACAUGAAGAGCUGGUGCAGUACCUGCUUGCCAACGGAGCAAAGUGUGAGGCGAACACAUUUGACGGCGAACGCUGUCUGUAUGGAGCGCUGAGCGACCCCAUCCGCCGCCUGCUCAAAGAGUACAAGCGUAUCACUGCGAAGGCCAUGCAGAGAGACUACUACGACCAGUUCCUGCAGACGCUUUUGGAGCAGGGUAACUACAGUGAUGUGACGUUUUUGGUGCACGGGGAGAUGUUCAAGGCCCACCGGUGUAUCUUGAGUGCCCGAUCAGAAUACUUCGCACACAUGCUGGAGACCAAGUGGAAGGGCAAGAGUGCGAUUGCACUGAAACAUCCACUGGUCAAUCCAGCUGCAUUUGGUGCAAUUAUGCAGUAUUUCUACACUGGUCGUUUGGACAUAGAUGUGAAUUACGUGGAGGAUUGCAAGCGUUUGGCGAAACAGUGCAAGAUCAGCGAGCUGAUUGAGGAGCUGGAAGUGAAGUGCAAACAGGUUUAUGAGUUUGUGUCUAAUAAGCCCGGGACGUGUGUGAAGGUGUUGACACUGGAUCCUCAUGACUUUCAGCUGCAGGAUGGGAUGGCUCUGCUGGCUGACAGUGCACUUCCUGCGGAGCUUAGGGUUGGAUACGGUCAGCUUCCUUUCGAUCUAACUGACAGCUUUCCGAGUUAUCCUGAUAUCUGUUUCCGGGUGGAGGGCUAUGACUUCCUUUGUCAUAAGGCGUUUUUCUGUGGUCGUAGUGAUUAUUUUAAAGCUCUGUUGGAGGAUCAUUUCAGCGAGGGUGAAACUCUACAGGCUCAUCCCAGUAUUCCUGUCAUCAGCCUUCACGAUGUGUCUCACGAUUUGUUUACAAGAAUCCUUUACUACAUCUACAGUGACAACACUCAGCUCUCUCAUGAGAACGUGUAUGAGGUUCUGUGUGUGGCCGACAUGUACCUGUUACCGGGUCUGAAGCGUCUGUGUGGAAGGACUCUGGCCGCGCUGCUCAAUGAGGAGAACGUGCUGCACGUGUGGAAGACGGCCAAACUGUUCCGUCUCUCGCGUCUGGAGGACCAGUGCACAGAAUACAUGGCCAAGAUUAUAGAGCGGCUGGUGGAAAGGCCAGAGUUUGCUGAUAUGAUCAGAGAGGAUGCUGGGAACGUGGCCGCCAGGCAGGAAACCGAUUCCAUCCCUCUGGUGGACGAGAUCCGAUUCCACAUCGCCAGUGACGUUCAGACGUACAGCGAAAUCGAGGAAGCCAACCAGAAACUCAGCGCCCUGGAGCUCCUGCUGGCCAGCAUUGGGCUGGAGUGCUGAAAAACAACAAGGAACUCGAGGUCGGGAGGGAGCGGGAUGCUGAAUGAUUUAUGAAAUGCUUUACAUGCACAAAUAAUCUGUAGCAAACUAGCAUCACAUUAGCAGUAACAAACUAAUAUGGUCGAUUCUAACCAAAAACACACUUGCGCACGCACAUAUACAGUCAGAUGCGUCAUAUCGCAGUGGCCUGUUGUGAUAUAGUGAAGCUUGCUGUCUGUAGAUUUUGUUGUUUUCCAUGAACAAACUCCCUCCAGAGAGAUAAAAGCCUCACAUUUUGAUGUUCGCUGGUAGUGAGCAUUGUGUUUCAGUUAAUAUUAGUUCUUCAUGAUGUUUGGACAUGUACUGUUCAAUCUUCCAGAUGCAUCAUGUAGCAGAAUAUUUAACAAACUCUACAGGAAACUUGUUGUGAAGUGUUGUGGAUGCAGAGUCAAAACAAUAAUAAUUCAUAGGUUUAGCUGAUUAUUUAAGCAAAUUAUUAUUAAUGCCUCUAAAUGUGCGUUCACUCACAAAUGUAUCUUCCAGCGCUGAUAUAGAAGUUUCUCUGCUUUGCAUCCACAGGAAAGACUUCUGCUAAUGUGCAUGCAAUAUUUGCAUUUAAUAUCAGGAAACGUGCUCCUAAACCUGAUUGUCCUUAAUCUUUCUCCACCUAAAUUCCUUUUCCUGCAUUGCUUUGAUUUUAUUUCAUAGCCUUUUAUUUAUUCUAUUUUAUGCUGGUCUUAAAGUGACACGUCUACACGAUGUGGUUUAAAUCUUCAGCAUUAUCCUUAGCUCAUUUCCGUCACAGCACUUGAGUUUGUGUAGGUUUGUGUUACUGAACUGGGUGCUAAGGAGAAUAUCCCACAAAUGACACUUUUGUGUAUGAACAUUCAUGAAUGUCAAAGUCAUGAAAUAUCUGUUUAUGAUCGGAUGCGUUGGCAUUGCAAUUUCCUUUCAUGUGAUUUAUGGGUGGGAUUCUGUGACUGAAUGGGAUGUACUGUACAUAGGUGAGAAAAAAUAAAUAUUAUUUAAUAAUGUA
This is a messenger RNA of Megalobrama amblycephala (Wuchang bream), 2669 nucleotides long. It is a transcript of the gene abtb1, whose product is annotated as ankyrin repeat and BTB (POZ) domain containing 1. Gene Ontology annotation, cellular component: cytoplasm; ubiquitin ligase complex. The coding region runs from base 224 to 1654 and encodes 476 amino acids. NCBI's taxonomy places the organism in Eukaryota, Metazoa, Chordata, Actinopteri, Cypriniformes, Xenocyprididae. Gene Ontology annotation, molecular function: protein binding. The transcript is spliced from 12 exons. The record is from RefSeq and is a predicted model, not a curated record.